UCCGUUUCGCUUCGGGGAGACUCCGUUGCGCCCGUAAUGGCUUUAUGAUUGGUUACAGGCAUUUCCGUAGCGACCUCGGGAUUGGUCCCGAGGACGCUCGGCUGUUUCCGUGAGGGCCUCGGGCUGGGGUCUAACGAAUGCGUCGGGCUCUUCGGCUGGGUAUUCACUGAAGGCGUUUACGGCCAUUCCGCAACGUAGGGCGGCGACAGGCAUAGGCGGCUGCGCGGCUUUGGCGCACACACAGAGCGCAGCAGCAGGAGCCCGGCACGCAGCGGAGGCAGCAGCGGGGACAAAGGGACUGAUCGGCACAAACAGGGAGGGGGGCCUGGCAGAAGGCAGCCAGCCCCGGGAGGGAGCGGCAGGAGGCUUCAGCCGGGCGGGCGAGUCCCAUGUGCCUUGGGCGCCCGGGGAAGCAGCACUAACCGCCGCCGUCAGCGCUCUGAAGCCGGCUGAGGAAGAACCGCGGAGCCGUCGCCGUCGUCAUGGCCUGCGCCACCGCCGCCGGCCACGUCCCGCAGUGCAGCGUCCCCAGCCUGAUCCGCCGCCAGCUGCCCCUGCGGGCGCAAUGAGGAGCCCCGCCGGAGCCGCCGCCUCAGCGCCGCACUGAGAAGCCUUCGUGAGCGAGCGAGGCCGCCCGGGCCGCUUCACCCCUGCUCCGCCCGCCGCGGAUCCCGCCGCCACUGCCGGAUCCCCUUGCGAGCGGUCGCAUCGCCUCCAGUCGGCGGAGAUCCCUCCGCCGUCGGAUAAAAAAAUAGUCCCUUUCCCUGCCGCCUCCCUCAGAGGCGAGGUGAAGCAAAGGAGAGGGGAGGGGGGGAAGAGGAGGAAGGAAAAGAAGGGAAAGAAAAAAGCGGAAAAGGGGAUAAGAAACCCAAGAGACGCAGCGGCGGGAUCAGAGGAGCCGGGCCGUGAGCCGCCGCCCCAUGUGACUGGCGCCCGGGGUGGGGGCAGCGAGGCCUAGCCAACCCCCCUCGCUCGCGGCCGGGAGCGGGAGCGGCGCCGGCCCGGGGGGGCUGCGGACUGGGCGGAGGCAGCUCUCGGACCCACCGGCGCUGCCGGGAAGGAUGGUUUUGUGAGGAACGGGCGGCGUGAGGAAGAAGAGGAACACGAAGGAGAAGCAGCAGCCGCCGCCGAGCGCUACAGAGACCGCGAGGGGAGGGGGCUUCCCCGGGGGGGGGGGGAAGGGGGGACCCCGGCAUUUCAUGUGGCGCGUCCCGCCCGUCUCCUCCAGCUGAGCGAGGGAGCGGCAGACGGGCCCGCCGGGGCGAGGCGGAGGAGUGGAAAAGGCAGGAAGAGAACGGUGAUCGGGGCACAGUAGGAGCGGGAGAACCAUGUCCGGGCGGCCCAGGACCACCUCCUUCGCGGAGAGCUGCAAGCCGGUGCAGCAGCCCUCGGCCUUCGGCAGCAUGAAAGUUAGCCGAGACAAAGAUGGCAGCAAAGUGACUACAGUAGUGGCAACUCCUGGACAAGGUCCGGACCGACCACAAGAAGUUAGCUACACAGACACCAAGGUUAUCGGAAAUGGAUCUUUUGGUGUUGUGUAUCAAGCCAAACUCUGUGAUUCAGGAGAGCUUGUGGCCAUUAAGAAAGUCCUGCAGGAUAAAAGAUUUAAGAACAGAGAGCUCCAGAUUAUGAGAAAGUUGGAUCAUUGUAACAUUGUCCGAUUGCGUUAUUUCUUCUACUCUAGUGGAGAGAAGAAAGAUGAGGUGUACCUCAACCUGGUGCUGGACUAUGUUCCUGAAACAGUAUACAGAGUUGCCAGACAUUAUAGUCGGGCCAAACAGACACUCCCUAUGAUUUACGUCAAGUUAUACAUGUAUCAGCUGUUCCGGAGUUUAGCCUAUAUCCACUCCUUUGGGAUCUGCCACCGGGAUAUAAAACCACAGAACCUCUUGCUGGACCCUGAUACAGCUGUUCUAAAACUCUGCGACUUCGGAAGUGCAAAACAGCUGGUUCGUGGAGAACCUAAUGUCUCAUACAUCUGCUCUCGGUACUACAGGGCACCAGAGUUGAUCUUUGGAGCCACCGAUUAUACCUCCAGUAUAGAUGUGUGGUCAGCAGGCUGUGUAUUGGCUGAACUGUUACUAGGACAACCAAUCUUUCCAGGUGACAGUGGUGUGGAUCAGUUGGUGGAAAUAAUCAAGGUUCUGGGAACGCCUACAAGGGAGCAAAUUAGAGAAAUGAAUCCGAACUAUACUGAAUUCAAAUUCCCUCAGAUUAAGGCACAUCCAUGGACUAAGGACUCGUCAGGAACAGGACAUUUCACCUCAGGAGUACGGGUCUUCCGGCCCCGCACUCCACCAGAAGCAAUCGCGCUAUGUAGCCGUCUGUUGGAGUACACCCCCACUGCCCGCCUGACUCCCCUGGAGGCCUGUGCGCACUCUUUCUUCGAUGAACUACGGGACCCAAAUGUCAAGUUACCAAAUGGGCGAGAGAAACCUGCACUCUUCAAUUUCACCACUCAAGAACUGUCAAGUAACCCAUCUCUGGCUUCGAUCCUCAUCCCUGCUCAUGCAAGGAACCAAGCAGCUGCUUCAACCCCUACAAACGCUACAGCGGCCUCAGAUGUUAACGCAGGAGAACGAGUUCAGACCAAUAGCGUAGCUACAGCAUCAGCCUCCAACUCCACCUGAACCAGUACCAAGCAGCCAGCUGCACAGGAAAAAUCACCAGUAAUUUUGAGUCUUGCUCAGCAGCACUGGUCUCAUUUGGAAAGAAAAUUAAAAAAGAGGAGAGGAAAAAAAAAACCCAAAAAAAAAAAAAAAAGGAAAGAAAACAAAAAAAAAAAAGGAAAAAACCAACCAACCAAGCAACCUGUUCAUUUUAGUGUUCAAUUUUUUAUUAUUAUUAUUGUUGUUCUUAUUUAACCUUGUAAAAUAUCUAUAAAUACAAACCAGUUUCAUUGUAUUCUCACUCUGCAGGGUGUCCGGGGCAGGGGACUUAGGUGGGGGGGGAGGAGGGAAAGCGGAGCAAUACAACACACCAAUGUCUCUCCCCUCGACAAUCUCUUCAUGUUGGAAGUUUGCUGUUGUGUACUUCAGAACCAGGACUCUUGCCUCAUGCCCUCUCCCACAACAGAAAGAAGGAAAACAAAAAAAAAAACAAAAAAGGAAAAAAAAAACACCAAAACAAAAAAAAAAACCCAAACCUCAUUCUCUGCUGAAAUUUUCUUUUUUUUUUUUUUUUUUUCUUUUUUUUCUUUUUUUUAACCUCUUUUUUUGUUUUCUUUUUAAGUGAAGUUUUGGACUUCGAUGUAGUUACACAGCUUGAAUUUGGUCGGGAGCUUAGCAGGGGUCAUUCGGCAGAGCUCAGCCUUUCUUGUCAGCCAAUCCAUUCUCCCAGGUUGUCUGAAGAACUGCCCCGGCUCGGGAUGGGGAGCGGGCAACGUGGUAGGGAAAUAGGUUGCCAUAGGGUGAGGGGGGGGGUGGGAGGGUUUGCUGUGUAUCGAAGGCUUGACCUGCUAGUGGAAGCCUUUCAUUGUAAAAACCAGUGCUAGCAGUGAGGAAACCUGCAGCUUCAGUAAGGGAAAAGUCUACCCCCGUGGGUAUGUAUAAUAUAAUACACACACAUGCACGACCGCAGGCCGUUAGCGUUUGGAAGCAGCUCCUUUGCCCCGCUGGAGCUCCUGCCCCGUGUCGUGAGCCGGUGCCGGCACCCAGUCAGCUCCCAUCUUCAGCAGAGAAGAGCGGACGAACAAAUCCCUCGGCCUGACUGGGGGUGUUUAAGGGACUCUUUGGGAAGUGGCCGCUGCGAAAGUGGGUUUGGUUUCGGGGUUUAUUUCAGUUCCUCUUCUCUUCUCCCCAGCUUCCCCCGGCUCUCGGUUUGGACAGGCUGCCCUUUCCCAAGGUGCGCCCAGGAGGAGGACACCAGGGUUUAUAAUGUGAACUGUUAACAGUCUACUGGUUUCUUUUGUAAUACCUUCCUUUUUUAACGGCAGUUUUAACUCGCAGGAUGCCACGUUCUCCGAUAGCUCUGAUUUUAAAUCCACAGCUAGAACCUGUAUUUAAUUUCAUCUUUUUUAACCUCUUGCUGCUUCUUCUUUUUUGAUCUCUAUUUAUUGAUGCGUGUUGCCACGUUGCCAUUAUGGUUUUACAUUUGGUAGAAUAUUAAAAUACACAUCCAAGUGCUCUCGACAGUAAUAUGUACCUGCUGACUUGUAGGAAAGCUGGCUAUAUAUGAGUGUGUGUGUAUAUAUAUUAUAUAAAUAUAUACAUGUAUACAUAGAUACAA
Molecule: messenger RNA, 4227 nt
Organism: Pezoporus flaviventris
Lineage: Eukaryota; Metazoa; Chordata; Aves; Psittaciformes; Psittacidae
Gene: GSK3B
Product: glycogen synthase kinase 3 beta
Exons: 12
Coding region: 1329-2630 (433 amino acids)
Biological process (GO): extrinsic apoptotic signaling pathway in absence of ligand; regulation of microtubule cytoskeleton organization; regulation of neuron projection development
Cellular component (GO): cytoplasm; axon; beta-catenin destruction complex
Molecular function (GO): protein serine/threonine kinase activity; tau-protein kinase activity; ATP binding
Source: RefSeq, a predicted model, not a curated record